Messenger RNA from Daldinia caldariorum, 3322 nucleotides. RefSeq lists its product as uncharacterized. Gene Ontology annotation, biological process: mRNA cis splicing, via spliceosome. The transcript has 6 exons. Gene Ontology annotation, cellular component: U2-type prespliceosome; U1 snRNP. Gene Ontology annotation, molecular function: RNA binding; protein binding. The coding region runs from base 181 to 2604 and encodes 807 amino acids. Lineage: Eukaryota; Fungi; Ascomycota; Sordariomycetes; Xylariales; Hypoxylaceae. The record is from RefSeq and is a predicted model, not a curated record.
CAUAUUUCAUCUUGUUGGUCCAGCGACAAUUCUUCUCCGUCAUCUGCACGAGCCCCUUCGGCAACCACAUUUACUGGUUUCUUGGUUUUUAUUCAUUGCGUUUUUCCUUUGAAAGGAAGAAAAGUAUCUAACUGGGCGUAUUAAUGAUAAUUACGUGCAAAGCGAUUGCGGAAUAUAGCUAUGAUGAACGGAGCCAACGGCCAUUAUGGCCAGCCAAACCCUUGGCAGGAAUAUAAAAGUCCUGAUGGACGCGUUUAUUACUAUAAUUCAAUCACCAAAGUGACCCAAUGGACCAAACCAGAAGAAUUAAUGUCGCCUGCGGAGCGCGCUUUGGCGAACCAACCAUGGAAGGAAUACACAGCCGAAGGUGGGCGCAAGUACUGGUAUAAUACCGAGACGAAGCAGAGUUCUUGGGAGAUGCCCGAGGUUUACAGAAAGGCUCUAGGCCACGAUGCUACGCCUUCGACACCUGUGUCGGCUACCCCAUAUGCUCCUCCUAAUUCAUUUUCGAAUUCCAACUACGAUCACCACCGCGAUCAUCAUCGCGAUCACCGAGAGAGUUUUCCCGAGUCCCGUCAGUUGACUCACGGUAGUAGUGACUUGCGUGUUCAGGCAUUUGUUCCCGCCAGCAACGAACCCGAAUAUGCGACCCCCGAGGAGGCCGAGGCCGCUUUCAUGAAGUUGCUACGUCGCAGCGGUGUACAGCCCGAUUGGACCUGGGAACAGACCAUGCGGGCUACCAUUAAAGACCCCCAGUACCGCGCUAUCAAGGAUCCUAAAGAUAGGAAAGCCGCUUUUGAGAAGUACUGUCAAGAUAUGAUUGUUCAAGAUAAGGAGCGCGCAAAGGAUAGGUUGUCAAAACUUCGUGCUGACUUCGCUACUAUGCUCAAGAGUCACCCCGAGAUUAAGCAUUAUACGCGCUGGAAGACUGCUCGUCCCAUCAUCGAGCGCGAAACAAUUUUCCGCUCCACUAAUGACGAGGAAGAACGACGUCAAUUGUUCGAGGACUAUAUAGCAGAGCUGAAGAAGACCCAUGUGGAGAGCCAGGCCAGUCUCAGGAAGAGUGCAAUGGAUGGCCUCAUCGAUCUUCUCCCCAAGCUCAACCUGGAGCCCUACACACGCUGGUCCGAAGCUCAGAAUAUCCUCAAAGCUACUGCUCCUUUCCAGAAUGACGAGAAGUACAAAGCUCUCAACAACUUUGAUAUCCUGACUGCCUUUCAAAAUCAUAUCAAAUCUUUGGAACGAAGUUUUAACGAGACUCGCCAGAACCAGAGGAACAAAAAGCUCCGUGUCGAACGAAAGAGACGAGAUGCGUUCAUAGAUUUGCUUCAGGAGCUCCGUAGAGCCGGCAAGAUCAAGGCGGGAACUAAAUGGAGCCAAAUAUAUCCUUUGAUCGAAAACGAUGAGCGGUUCAAGUCAAUUUGCGGUCAGGCUGGGUCAAGCCCUCUUGACUUGUUCUGGGAUAUCGUUGAGGAAGAGGAACGUGCUCUUCGUACGACCCGGAACGAUGUGCUCGAUGUCAUGGAUGACAACCGCUUUGAGUUUACCCCCAAGACCACCUUCGAAGAGUUCUCUUCUGUACUCAAGAAUGAUCGACGCACUGCUAACAUUGAUGGUGAUAUAUUAAUGCUGAUAUUCGAACGGCUCCAAGAGAAGAAGUCCAAACGGUCUGACGAGGACAAACACUCCGAAAGGCAGCAGAGAAGGGCUGUCGAUGAUCUCCGGUCCUAUAUUAAACAUAUAGACCCGCCAAUCACUGCGGACGAUACCUGGGAAAAGGUCCGGCCGCGUCUUGCCCGCGCACCAGAAUUCCAAGCAGUGAAAUCCGAAGAUUCCCGCCGGGGCGCAUUUGAGAAGGUCCUUCGUCGAAUCCGUGAUCGAGAGGAUGAAGAUAGAGAUCGCCAUAAGCGCCGUGACAGAUCCAUUGAUCGUAGUAUCUACCGUGAUAGGGAUAGAGGUGAUCGUUCUCAUCAUAGCGAUCGCGCACGGCCGUCGCGCCAUAGCCGCAGCCCGGAGCCGGAUGCAUAUGAGGCAGACCGCCGCAAAGCUAUCGCCGAGCGCGAGAAGAAUUAUCGUAAGUCUAGCAUGGCUGAGAGUUUGUUAUCUGACCGUCGGCCUUCGGAUUCUUACCGAGACCGUGACGUCCGGGACCGUGAUCGAGACCGUGAGCGCGAACGCGAACGCGAACGGGAUCGUGAACGGGAUCGUGAUCGCGAGCGAGACCGAGAUCGGGAUAGGGACUAUGCGCCUCGGUCUCGACGCGACGACCCACCGAGCCAUUAUGAUAGAGAAAGACGGGAUCGCGAGGAAGAACGCGAGCGGCAGUACCGGCGUCGCGUCGAGAGAGGCCCUGUUGAAGAACUUCCUUACGGUGAUGAACGACCAACCUCGUCUCGACGUCGCCGAGCUGAUGAUGGCGACGAUCUUGAUCGUCGCGAAUCUAGAGAUUCUAAGAGGUUGAGAAGAGAGAGAACACCCCGUGAGCGUUCCCCCCAUCGUGAUGCUCGUCCUAAAACUAGGACUCCGCCUGUAGUUCAACCCCCUUCCAAAGACGAUACUGGUGUACACUCCGGUAGCGAAGAGGGUGAAAUUGAAGAAGACUAGGCUUUUUGAUCGAUCUGCACAAAUAUACCUAUCUUUCAUAUUACCCCGUCACCUCCUAAUUGAUUUAUUCGCCAAGCCCCAGCAAUAACGUCAGGCCAACAUUUAGAUGGCUGAGACCCGGUUCUCCACAUGUCCGCAGUACUUACCUUGCCCGAGCGUCCACAACAAGGAUACGGGCUACGCAAGCCAUAGUUUUAACCGCCAAGGCUUACUAUGAAAUCUAUAAAGUACGUGUCAAUCUCCGACUACGUUCUUUCUGGGGCUUUGAUGAUUUGGGACACAUGGAAACAGCUCGGAACCAAUCAAACCACGCACCAGUCGCACAUUCACUCGCCUUUCCUCACAAAUAUCGUCGUGGAUAAAAUUAGAAGGAAAAGCAAAAGAAGGAAGAAAACCCACACAUCUCCUUGUACGUUCAUUUAUAACGUCGAAUUUCGUCGUUAUACAUUUCUAUACGCGUCCAGAGGUUUCUCACACUUCCGCAGGACUUCAUACGGGAGACAGUGAAAACAUAGGAAAAGAGAAUAUGGCGGCCCGGCUCUCGGAACCGGAUUACCAAAACAAAAACAAAACAAAAACAAAAACGCUCUUCUUUGAAAUACGUUAUCUCGGUGUGUAUCUUUCCCCCCUCUACCCUAAUAGAGAAAAAUCGGACUUUUAGUAAAUAGCGUAAUAAUCCCGAUUUUAUCUAUAAUAUUGUUUUUGUUGUUGUUGCUCA